Aspergillus bombycis is the source of this 852-nucleotide messenger RNA. RefSeq lists its product as uncharacterized. NCBI's taxonomy places the organism in Eukaryota, Fungi, Ascomycota, Eurotiomycetes, Eurotiales, Aspergillaceae. The record is from RefSeq and is a predicted model, not a curated record. Bases 1 to 852 code for a protein of 283 amino acids. Gene Ontology annotation, cellular component: kinetochore; MIS12/MIND type complex. The transcript has 2 exons. Gene Ontology annotation, biological process: mitotic sister chromatid segregation.
AUGGGGGAAUCAAUGCAUCGCAAAAUCGAGCUCCAAGCCCCCGCCGAUUUCACAUACCUCUACGGUAACACUGUCGCCCUUUCGCGCCAAAAACUCGACCUUCAUUUACCCCCCUCUGCAAACCCUGAAGAUGGGCCGGAUCCAAUGCGCGAGCGGGUCCGCGAGUUAGUCGACGAGUACAUAUUACGUACCUUCACAUCGGCUUCCUCCUCAAUAAGUAUCAACGGUCUUGACUCUUCAUCGCCUCAGUUUCCUUUCCCGGCUGCUUUCACUGCGCCUGCAGAGACAGUGGAGUACGAACCAUAUGACGGGCAUCUUGCAUCACGUGUGACUUCGCUCUACGCACAAUUGGAAUCGCUUACGACGACAGUCGCACAGCUAAGGCGGGAUGCACCGCGGCGUGCGGCGGAGACGUAUGCAGCGGAGUUGAAGAAGGUGAUAGAGGAGGACGAACAUGAUGACCUAGAAGACGAGGAGUUUCUGGAAAGUGGGGAAGACAAUGAAAGGCAAACGGCAGAAGACGUCGACAUGCCUGAUGCAGACCAAGGUCAGAAACAGAAUGCCAACAAUGGGCCCAGUACAAAUGGCUCACGCCGGAGGUCAGCGAAAACGAAGUGGGAUUUACAUGUGCCCCUUGGCACCGACCAUGAAGCGGAACUGUGGCGUACUGGGGAGAUGGCAGAAGUAUAUGAGGAUACAUUACGGACUUUACUUCGACUUCAGGGUGAGGUUAUUCCUGGCGAUGAGUUAAACGCCACAACAGAUGGGGCCGCCGAUGGAAAUGCAGUAGCAUCGACAGUUGGGAAGGCUGAACGAGCCAGUCGGGCAGUUGAAGUCGUGGAAAAGAAGUGA